CUAUUCUUUACAUUCUUAUAUGAUAGCACAUUAAAGUUGACAUUAAUAUAACUAUAGUAUAAUAUAAGGUAAGUACCAUCAUAAAAAAAACUAGUUUUUCUUUAUAAUAUAGUAAGAAAGAGAUAGAAGAAUGUGAAGUUAAAUAGAAAUGAUAUUGUAAUAUAGUCUUGUCUUCUCUCCCUCUCAUUGAUUUUCCUUCUCUGCAAAAAUGAAUGUAUCAAACAUAAUUUCUUGUUUCAAUGAGAAUGCAGUGAAUGUGUCACAUUCCUCAUCAUCAUGUUCUAGCUAUUCAAACAAAUCUUGUAUAUCUCAAAAUCUCACACCUUCAACACAAAACUCAGUUUCAUCGAUCUACAAAGCAAUCCUCUCCACCAAAAAACAGAUGUUGAUCACAGUUACUUGGAGUAAAAGCCACUCAAAUCAAGGACUCACAAUAAUCUUCAAUGAAGAAGAAGAUCCACUAGCUGCAAGAGUUUUCAGACUCAACACAAACUCAAGGCUUUUCAGAAAGAAAAAAGGAAGCAAGUUGGUUGAAGUGGAACAUAUUCAUCAUGGUUCAAAAGUUGAAGUCUUUUGGGAUCUUUCAAAUGCAAAAUAUGAAACUAGUCCUGAACCUGUUGAUGGAUAUUAUGUUACAGUUCUAGUCGAUUCAGAAUUUGGUCUUAUCUUAGGUGACAAAGUUGAAGAAAACUUAACAAAGAAGCUGAGAAAAAGAACUUUCUUAGGCAAAGUUUCACUUUUUUCAAGAAGUGAGUAUUUUUCAGGUAACACAGUUCAUUACACAACUAAAACUAAGUUCUGUGAAAGUGGAACAUUUCAUGAUAUUUUGAUUAAAUACAAUGGUGAAAAUGAAGGGUUUAAAUCACCUGUUUUGAAUGUUUACAUUGAUAAGAAGAUUGUGAUAUGUGUGAAGAGGUUGAAGUGGAAUUUUAGAGGGAAUGAAACAAUUUUUGUAGAUGGAUUGUGUGUGGAUUUUCUUUGGGAUGUUCAUAAUUGGUUUUUCAAAGGUGUUUCUGGUUAUGCUGUGUUUAUGUUUAGGACUAGGAGUGGUUUGGAUAAUAGAUUAUGGUUAGAGGAAAAAUUGGAUGUGAAAGAUAAAAAUAGAGAUGAGUUUUCUUUGUUGAUCUAUGCUUGUAAAACUCCAUAAAAAAACCUCAUUGUUCAUCUUUGUUUUUUCUUUA
This is a messenger RNA of Lathyrus oleraceus (garden pea), 1181 nucleotides long. RefSeq lists its product as uncharacterized. The record is from RefSeq and is a predicted model, not a curated record. NCBI's taxonomy places the organism in Eukaryota, Viridiplantae, Streptophyta, Magnoliopsida, Fabales, Fabaceae. The transcript has a single exon. The coding region runs from base 209 to 1147 and encodes 312 amino acids.